This is a messenger RNA of Coffea arabica (coffee), 1467 nucleotides long. NCBI's taxonomy places the organism in Eukaryota, Viridiplantae, Streptophyta, Magnoliopsida, Gentianales, Rubiaceae. The record is from RefSeq and is a predicted model, not a curated record.
AUGCGGAGGGCAGAUGAUAAAGCUCAGAACCUUUAUGGAUCCGAAAGCAUGCCUGUGGUUGCCGUCACUAGUGUUGACCAUCAAAAAGGUCCAUGGGGUCCACCGUCAUCAGCUCAUUAUAAAGCGAGAUCGAAGAAGAAGAAGACGAGCCUGAAUAUUCAAGAAGAAGAAAGGUAUUUGACUUCAAUAAGAGCACGGGGGUCCCUGGAUAGCAUUAGAGAAGAGGAUCGACGUCAAGUUGUAGGCUUGGAAUUGGAGGAGCAGUGCAGCAGCAGAACUAGUACUCUGUUUUCGUUCGAUUUCCACGAGGGGGAAUCAGAAGAUGCAGUGUACUAUGUGGCACUAGUGCAGGGGGGGCAGCAAAGGGCCGCCGAUCAGGACUCAGCCAGCAUGGAUGCGCUUUUAUGGACGCUCAAUCACGCCGCCACCGCCAACAAUGAUCCAACUACCACUCCUCUGCUCUUUCUAGUCCAUGUCUUCCCCGAGAUUAAGCACAUCCCAACCCCGCUGGGAAUGAUGCCAGUGAGUCAAGUGAACCCUGAGCAGAAGGAAAUUUACAUGGCUCAAGAAAGGGGGAAGCGCACACAAUUCCUUGACAAGUUUCUCAUGCAUGUUCCUCUGCUGCCGAGGUUCGUACCUGUCAUACUCUUACUACUAAAUUUGAGCAAUAAAAUCUGCAAAUUUGGUGGUGUUGGGGGUUUGACAACAUUAUGGAACAGUAACUCUUUGCAAUUUGAUCAGGUUAAGGUGGACACCAUUCUUAUUGAAAGUGACGCGGAGGCAAAAGCAAUAUUAGACCUCAUUCCCAUCCUCAACAUAAGAAAACUUGUGCUGGGCACCACCAAAGCCAUCCUCAGGAAGGUGAGGUCUAAGAGAUCAGCGAGUGGAGUGAUCGAUCAGAUAGUAAAAGGUGCACCUGAGUUCUGCGAGGUGAAGGUAAUAUGUGAGGGAAAGGAGACGCUUGAUUUCAUGAUCAGGGAUUCUCCCUCUGGAACCUCUCCCUCUCCACAGGCCAGGGUACCUACUCCGACAACAACCAUACUUCCCAACCUAUGCACAGUCAACAACGUUCAAGCAGUGCUACCGAUCAAUCCUUCAGCUGUGGAUGCUUCAAACCCAAGGUAGCUGAUUUCUAAAACAGCAAAUCCUGCAUUCAAGAGCUGAGAGAGUCGAUGCUCAUGCACCUGGGUGAAUAGCUCAGUUGGGAGAGCGUCCGACUGAAGGUGAUCCGCGCUCACCGCAAACGUUGUCUCAUCUUAAUCACUUUAAUGUUCAUUCUUAAGUAUACUUUCUACCUGGUGAUCAUCAGAGUCUGGCCCACAAUAUUGUUGUUUACCAAUUGCUUAAUUUUGUUCAUUGUGUAUAUAGCUUCUUAGUUUAUAUUAUACCAAUAAUCAAAGUUUUGCACAGAAAUGUAAUAUGCUAAAGGGUUUAGGCAAAAUAUAUUAUUAUAUAUUGCAUCUCAAA